AUGCCUUUCGGUCUCACCAAUGCCCCAGCCACUUUCCAGAACAUGAUCAACCAAGUUCUCAGGAAAUACGUAGACAUCUUCGUAGUCGUCUACCUUGACGACAUCCUCAUCUUCUUACUAACGAUGGAACAAUACAAGGAGCACUCUCGAGAACCCCUUACGGGAGUCUACUUUGACAGCGUUCUCGUUAUCGUCGACAGACUCACGAAGUACGCCUACUUUAUCCCGUACAAGGAAGCAAGCAACGCCGAAGAAUUCGCCUAUACAUUCCUCAAGUACAUCAUCGCUAAUCACGGAACACCUAAGGAAAUUAAAGGAUAUGGUUACGAAGACAACACAUGGGAACCAGCCAAGAACAUCACCAAUGCGAAGGACGAACUCGCGACCUACUGGCAACAACACCAAGAACGAGAAACGACGCCAGCAGCGCCAGCAACAACAGCCCCAACAGACACCACCGGUUACCAGCGCAUCAGGCGACCUUACAAGCAUGUGCGACUACCAACGGAAGCAGACAGACUACGACAAGGAAAACCAUUUAUUCGCCUAGGAACACCAGAAAGCAACUAA
Molecule: messenger RNA, 570 nt
Organism: Colletotrichum truncatum
Lineage: Eukaryota; Fungi; Ascomycota; Sordariomycetes; Glomerellales; Glomerellaceae
Source: RefSeq, a predicted model, not a curated record